This is a messenger RNA of Penicillium griseofulvum, 1416 nucleotides long. RefSeq lists its product as uncharacterized. NCBI's taxonomy places the organism in Eukaryota, Fungi, Ascomycota, Eurotiomycetes, Eurotiales, Aspergillaceae. The transcript has a single exon. The record is from RefSeq and is a predicted model, not a curated record. The coding region runs from base 1 to 1416 and encodes 471 amino acids.
AUGGAGCACAAGUUAUCGGCAAAAGCAACCAAAAUACGCCACCGUCUGACCUUCACCAAAAGUAGUUCCGCACGAGGUCUAGCAUCACCACUAGUCUCGCCCGUUGAACCCAAUCCAUCAAGCAGUCGUCCCCGAUCAGCGACCAGUCCUGAAUCUCCUCACGACGAGCCAACAUGGGACAGUGACCCAGAUUCCAGUCGAGGCUACAGUUUCACAGAUGAGCCAGGCUACUUCCGCCCUGCGUCGCCGUUCAUUGACCGCCAAGAGAUCGGAGAAGACCUCGAAGCUUAUAUCAAACAUGCCUGCGCCAUGCUAUCUCACAGCAUUGACCGUGGUAUUCCAGCCAGAUUGGCCAACCGAAACACCGUGCCAGUCCUAACAAAUGCACAAAACCCAGCCGGUCAGCCCAGUGUCGAUGCAGCACCUUCAUCUUUAGAACAGCAUGAUAUGCUGCUAUCGGCGCCCAAACCAAUCAGUCCCGAAACAGAAAGCACCGAGAAACAUGAUUCCGGCGUCGGUAUGAGCUUCAAUUCACCCAGCCAACCGGGGAAACCAUACGACAACAGCGUAUCGAGCACCGAUGCCCCAACGCGGUUCUAUAACAACCAACCCUCCGCCUCACCACCACAUAGUCCAUCAGAACCACUAUUCCGAAGCCAGAGUGAAGCAACAACAGUCGAAAACAAAAGGGAGCGAUCCUCUUCAAGCCCAAUUCCAUUCCCAUACAGCCCUCCCCAAUUCAACGAGUGGAAAUUCGAGCCAAUGACGCUCGACAGCCCAGUCAGCCCACUCAGUGAAACCGACGAAGGCUUCCAAGCGACCGAGUCCGAGCUCAAGACAGAGCCACGGACCGAGAGCCGCAACGUAAACGAAAACAAACCCGAGACAUCUUCUCCAGCUAUAUCCCCACCUGGCAGUGGAGUAGAAAGGACUUGGCUUCGCGCUAGCAGAGACCUCCAACGCCAAUUGGAAGAAAAAGCGACCACACAGGCUAAAGAUCCGAAGCCUGUGAUCCGUUUCUACAGUUCCUACAACCAAACAACAGGUGAUUUCAACCGUGAGUGGUCGAAGAAUUUCUGGGAUCGGGAUCCGAGUGUUUACAGCAAAGUCUCAUUACCUUCACCGCUAGGUACCGCAAGAGAUGCAGUGUCAAGGCCGGAAACAAGUCCGAGAUUUGGUACUGCUUCGACGAAUGAGGAAGAGGUGCCUGGCAGAUACCCGUACCAAAGGUUUGCCGGGUCCAGUAUGUCUUACUCGUCUUCUUGUUUGGGGAAUGAGAUUAAGCAGGGCCGUGUUUACUCUGUUGAUGUGCCUGGUUCCUUUAAAAAUAACCGGCGGAAGAAGGCUUCGCUUUUGUUUAGGAGGUUGGCUGGACUGGGAAUGAAGAGGAAGGAAAAUGAAAAUGGAGUCUGUUGA